Molecule: messenger RNA, 3141 nt
Organism: Zonotrichia albicollis (white-throated sparrow)
Lineage: Eukaryota; Metazoa; Chordata; Aves; Passeriformes; Passerellidae
Source: RefSeq, a predicted model, not a curated record
AUGGGAAGCAAGAUAUCUUUGUUUGCAGACUGGGAAUCUGCAAUUCGAGUUGGAGUGCUGGACUGUGGGGAAGAAGGGAACUAUGAGACGUGCAAGGAAUACGGGAUUCGCUACUACCCAACCCUGAGGUACUUCAAAGCAUUUACAAAGCAAUUCACAACUGGAGAAAAUUACCAAGGAGGAGAUCGAGAGCUGCAGACCCUUCGUCAGAUGAUGAUCGACUUCCUGCAGAACCAUUCCCAGGAGCUGAGGCCUCCUGCUUGCCCACCACUGGAUCCAGUGUUGUCCAGUGAUCUCCCAUCUCUUUUUGACAAGAGCAGCCACCACUACACAGCCAUUGUGUUUGAGAGCAACAGCUCCUACGUGGGCCGAGAGGUCAUCUUAGACCUGAUCCAGUACGAAAACAUCGUGGUGAGGAGAGCCCUGGAUUUUGAUAAACCUUUCCUGGAGAAACUGGGGAUCACCUCAGUCCCCUCUUGCUACCUGAUACAGCCCAAUGGCAGCCAUGGGUUAAUUAACAAUUUGAAGCCCCUACGAUCUUUCUUUUCUUCAUAUUUAAAGUCACUGCCAGGUGUAAGGAAAAAACUCCUCCUGCCUCUGCAGCUGCCUGCUCCAGAAAACAGAGAGAGCACAGAAAUCAAGGUGUGGAAAGAGUUUGAUAAGUCCAGGCUGUACAUGGCUGACCUUGAGUCAGGAUUGCAUUUCCUGCUGCGGGUGGAGCUGGCCACGCACAAGGCGCUCGAGGGAGCUGAGCUGAAAACCUUCAAGGAUUUUGUCACCAUCUCUGCCAAGCUUUUUCCUGGCCGUCAGCCUGUGGUGAAGUUGCUGGAGACCUUGCAGGAGUGGCUGGUGAGCCUUCCAUUAGACAAAAUCCCUUAUGAUGCUAUCCUGGAUCUGGUCAACAACAAAAUGCGGAUUUCUGGGAUAUUUCUGCCCAGGAAAGUGCAGUGGGUUGGCUGCCAGGGCAGCAGAGCAGAGCUGAGGGGCUACAGCUGCUCCCUCUGGAAGCUGUUCCACACCCUCACUGUCCAGGCUGCACUGAGGCCAAAAGCUUUGCUGAACACAGGCCUGGAGGACAACCCCCAGAUUGUGCUGCAGGUGAUGAGGAGAUACAUCCAGCACUUCUUUGGCUGCAAGGCUUGUGCUCAGCACUUUGAGGAGAUGGCCAGAGAAUCCAUGGAUUCUGUGAAAAGCUUGGACCAGGCAGUUCUGUGGCUCUGGGAGAAGCACAACGUGGUCAACAACAGGCUGGCAGGUGACUUGACUGAAGAUCCAAAAUUCCCCAAAGUUCAGUGGCCAACUCCAGACAUUUGUCCUGCGUGCCAUGAAGAAAUCAAAGGGCUGCACAGCUGGAAUGAGGAGCAAGUCCUGCAAUUCCUCAAGUCCCACUACAGCAGCGAGAAUCUCCUCUAUCAAUACACCCAGAGCCAGGCUGAGCCCAGUGACAACGAGCAGGGAGACACGAGGGAGCUGAAAGACAAAACCCUGCAGAAGAACUCGGGGGGAAAUGGAGAAAAGCAGCUCCAGGAGAAGGAGAACCCAGGAGAUUCAGGCUCCAAGGGCUCGGAGAAGGCAGCGGGGAAUCCUGGAGCUGUCCAAGGUAGCGGCAAAGGCGCAGCUGCAUCCGUGAGCCUCAAAGGCACCAGGCAGGCUGUGUCCUUCCUAGGGAUUGGAUUUUCCAACCUAGACAUGAGUCUGUGUGUCAUCCUCUAUGUGGCAUCAUCCUUGUUUCUGAUGAUCAUGUACUUUUUUUUCCGGGUGAGGUCCAAGCGCUGGAAAGUGAAGUCUCACCGCUCCUCGGUGUAGGAGCUCGCGCUGUUCGUGGCUCUUGGGUCCCAGACACAGCUUUAAUAUUGAUGAUCAGGGAUUUUAUAUGCAGUAUUCCUUGGGUCACACCCCUUUCUUCCUGAGGCAUUUCCCAGGUGUUCAGCUGAGCGGGUGGAGCUGGCCUGGAGAUCCCCAGGCUUUGCCCAGGGCCGCGUCCAUGUCCUCGCACGGGAGCGUCGCAUUCGGCAGUUGAGGUUUUUCCAUGACUUCCCACCAACAUCCUUUACUCAUUUCCAGAGUAAACAUUGCAUUAUGCAAUCCACUGUGCCUGCUGGAGAAGGAAAUUGGAUAUUGUUUUGUGUAUUUUCAAGUCAGGUGUUAUGUUUUGUUUUAAUUCCAUCCAGAGCUGAUUUCACCUCCCGAGUGCUGAGCAGUUCCUCUGGGUGGUACCUUGAGCCUCACUGGGAGAAGCAGGAAUUCUGAUGAUUAUUUUCAGGAAACACAAGUUCUCUUCUGAUUAAAUCAAUUCUAAAGCUCUGUGACUUUCUGAAAUACUAUUUACAUAUUUAAAGUAGGAAGCAUUUCAUGUUCAAAUCAUUCAUCCAUUCUCUGGUGCAUUCCAGCCAAGGAUAUGUGUGUGCUAUCACUAGGAUGAGAGUUUUGGGGCACAAUUAGCAGUCUGAUUCUGAUUGCUAAGUAAUUAUGGUGUUUUCCAGGUGGAAACCAAUCCUGAUGAACUCUAGGAAAGGAAAACAAUGUUUUUAGUGAAGGACAGCAAGGUUUGUGUUACUGUGGCAAAACAGAUUGGAAAAUCUACAAAUACUGAGUUUGUUCUGAUGAAUUUCUCCAUCACAAGAGAGCAAUUAACACUUCCCUUGGUAUUUCCACCCAGAGCUGCCCUGUUCUGGGAUGUCCAGUUCCCUCUAGAGCUCAGUGUGGGGUACUUGGAGCAGCAGUGAGAAGAAAUCAUGGAAACAUUACAAAAUCAUCCUUGGGAGUAGGAGUUGCUGUGAUCCUGGCUGGGGGGGAUAAUUCACGUCCUGGAUAGUGAAGUUUAUAAUCCUAUCCAAUGUAAUUGAGCAUGUUCUGGUUAUCCAUUACCUAAUCUUUAGUUAAUCCUAAUAGGUUUUGGCCUCAAUGUUUUCUCGUGGCAGUGAGUUCUCCAGAUUAAUUAUGUUAUAUAAAAAGGCUUUUCCUUUCAAUUCUACAUUUGCAACUUUUUAAUUUAAUUGAAUGUUUGCUGGCUCCUCUGUUACACGAGAAGGACUGAGGGGUCCCUGGCCAAUUCCCUGCAUUUGUACCACUGCUGUGUCCUCCUCUGAUUUCCCUCAGAACCCCCAGCACAGAAAGUUUGAAGCCUGGCAACAAAAAAAG